AUGAUUAAUCUAUUACAACGCACUUUAUCAUCUGAAGUACCUGCAAUCAGAGAGGGCCAGAAUGCCAAUGGGCUGGUGUCCUGGCGCUGGCUCCAUGAAGGAAUAGUCGAGGUGACGCCCAAACAACACUGUCAUGAGGAUCAAUCUGUCGUGUUGUCCGCUGGUAUCCAUGGAAAUGAGACCGCACCCAUCGAACUCCUCGAUCGUCUGGUCAACGAUAUCAUGAAUGGCCAAAUACCACUCGCAGUUAGGAUGUUGGCCAUCAUUGGUAACCCGAUGGCCGUGCGAUCAGACCAAAGAUACAUCAAAGCAGACAUGAACCGAAUGUUUGGCGGACGCCAUUCCAAGUUUGAACCUAGUGAAGAGACCGCCCGUGCCCAGCUCCUAGAGUCAGUGGUCCGCGACUUUAUCAACACUAGCACUACGUGUAUCCAUCUUGACAUGCACACAGCCAUCCGUCAAUCGCUUCUUCCUCAGUUUGGUGUCCUGCCUUUCAAUGUACCUGGUACCCCUCCCAACCCCAAGCUGCUGGAUCUGCUCGACGCCUCAGGUCUGGAUGCACUAGUCUUACAUACCGAGCCUGGUGGCGCAUUCACUCACUACACCGGCGAGCUCACAAAUGCUUCAAGCUGCACACUGGAGCUGGGCAAAGCCUUGCCACUGGGGCACAACAACUUGGAUCAAUUCACAUCAUACGAUCAAGUUAUGCGAUCCCUCGUCAGCGGUGGAUGUACAUCACCAGCCAUGGCCAGUAGAAGUGCACGAUCACCGAUCAGAGUGUUCCGUGUUCUUCGCUCAGUCAUCAAUCCAGUUGAAUGGAUACUGUUUCCAAACACCAACGUAGCACUUGGACUUCGUGCCGGUAUUGUCCUGACCGAGGUACCAAGAAGUACAUUAUUCCAAUCAUGA
This is a messenger RNA of Acytostelium subglobosum LB1, 909 nucleotides long. RefSeq lists its product as hypothetical. Gene Ontology annotation, molecular function: hydrolase activity, acting on ester bonds; succinylglutamate desuccinylase activity; zinc ion binding. The transcript has a single exon. Lineage: Eukaryota; Evosea; Eumycetozoa; Acytosteliales; Acytosteliaceae. Bases 1 to 909 code for a protein of 302 amino acids. The record is from RefSeq and is a predicted model, not a curated record.